UCUGGAAUCCACUGGGGAGGGGACAGCGAGUGCGCCAACCGCCCCUGAGACAAAGAGCGGAGCCCGUUUGGGAGGCUCCCCCCAGCUGCCGCUGCUGCCGUCCCUAUUAUUCGACAUUUCCGGUUAUCUGAACAUUCUCCGGUCCCGUUUAGGUCGGAUAACCAAGACUUUACUGUACCCUCAUGGAUUUCCUCAUGGAUAAGAAUGCUCCUCAGACUAGCCACCUUCUUCUGUAGCUUGUCCACCUACUAGCUGAGAAUUUCCACCAGUUCAAAUUGGAUGGUCCCCUGUUCCCCCGGUUUGCUAGUUUAUCUUGGGAACUGGAACCUAUUUAAUCUAGGGCUAAUAUAUUUUCCCUCCUCCGCUCCCCUGUACCCUCUAGCCUGACUGUCACAGGGUAUUUUAUUUAUUCUGAAAUAAUGACUGUCCUGCUUGAUUUGAGAAGUGGUCGAGGAUCCCAUCCAUAUGAAAACAGGUAGCGCGGAGCUGCAGAUCAGAGCCCUGCAAAGCAGUUUCCCCUGUUGGGCCAUGCAUGUGCAGGAGGCAUCUUGCUGCUUUCACGCCUGAAGCGAGCACAGCCCCACCUCUUCCCCUUCUAUUUCUUAUCUACGCCUGAGUAACUAAGACUCUGAGAAGAGGGGAGGAAAGAAGGGCUGUGGAGAACCCACAGGGACACCCAUCUCAAAGAACAGUCAUUACUGCAUGAAUUCUCACAUUGUCCUUGAAGCCAUUCCAGAAGUUGUAUAUUGAUCUUUCAUUCACUACAAAGUGUCGUGGAAUCAAGUUAUGUCAACAGCUGCUUUAAUUAAUUUGGUUAGAUAUGGAGGGUAUCAAGUGAGAGGAAGAGCACUACUGACCUCCCGCCUCUUGCAAGACGACAAACGCUGGACUGCUGUGUGCCAGAGCUCCACCACAGAACGCAGGGCUUCCCGCUUCGAUCCAGACGGCAGUGGGCGUCCAGCCACAUGGGACACCUUCGGUAUCUGGGACAAUCGCAUCGAUGAGCCCAUACUCCUCCCAACAAGCAUAAAGUAUGGGAAACCAAUUCCCAAAAUCAGUCUGGCCAACGUGGGCUGUGCGACUCAGAUUGGAAAGCGGAAGGAAAACGAGGACCGGUUUGAUUACGCUCAGCUGACAGAUGAUGUCCUGUAUUUUGCAGUGUAUGAUGGGCAUGGUGGGGCUGCAGCAGCUGAUUUCUGUGAUAAGUACAUGGAAAAGUACAUUCAAGAAUUCCUUGCUCAGGAGAAGAAUUUGGAAACCGUGUUGACCAAGGCUUUUCUAGAAAUAGACAAAGCAUUUGCGAGGCAUGCUCACUUAUCUGUUGAUGCGACUCUGCUGAAUGCUGGGACCACUGCAACAGUGGCCCUGCUGCGAGAUGGUAUUGAACUAGUUGUGGCCAGUGUUGGGGACAGUCGUGCACUGUUGUGUCGAAAGGGAAAAGCCAUAAAACUCACCAUUGAUCAUACUCCAGAAAGGAAGGACGAGAAGGAAAGGAUAAAAACAUGUGGUGGCUUUAUAGCCUGGAACAGUCUGGGGCAGCCUCAUGUGAAUGGUAGACUUGCAAUGACACGGAGUAUAGGAGAUUUGGAUCUUAAAAACAAUGGAGUGAUAGCAGAGCCAGAAACUAAAAGGGUUCAGUUACAUCAUGGAAGUGAUGGCUUCCUGGUGCUUACUACAGAUGGCAUUAACUUCAUGGUGAACAGUCAAGAGAUAUGUGACUUUAUUAGCCAGUGCCAUGAUCCGACUGAAGCAGCCCAUGUUGUCACUGAGCAGGCUAUACAGUACGGUACUGAAGAUAAUAGCACUGCUGUCAUAGUACCGUUUGGAGCAUGGGGAAAAUAUAAAAAUUCUGAGGUCAGCUUCUCAUUUAGCCGCAGCUUUGCCUCAAGCGGAAGGUGGGCAUGAGGACCUGUUGGAAUGAGAUUUUCUGUGCAAUAACCUGUACACCAUAUGCUACACGAGAACACAUCUGUACCUAGGUUGAUAAUCUUGCUCAUUUAUUUUUCUCCCAAUAUUGUACAAAAUACUAAGCUUACUGUUAACAAAUCCUCAUCACAUAUGUUCCAUUUUUGCCAUUUUUAUUUAUGUUUUCAGAAUUUAGAUAGAUGUUCAUUUCACUGACUUGUUUUGUUUCUAGUCCCAGAUGAUGGGUGAUUCUGUGCCAAUAGACGAGGUGCUGGGCAGUAUUCAAUACAUGUUUUUCUUCUUACUGCUUUAUCUAAUAUUCUGAAAGAUUGAUAUGCUGUAUAGACUGAACCAUGUGCUCCCCUCUUUGUACAAUACACAGGGGAGCAAACACAUUGUAAUGAUGAGGAAUGAAAGAGGCCUGUUAUGUCUUCCACAAUGACACAGCCACCAAAAAAUCCUUGUGUACUUCAAGGGAAUCCUAUGAAAAGUAGUUGCAUAUCUGGUGAGGAUUCAGGAAGAGGAUAUUCUGUGAAGCACAGUAUGGGUACAUCUACACAGCAGUGUAAUUUCAGAAUAACUGGCGUUACUCUGAAAUAACAUAGUCUGCGUCUAUACUACAUGCAGUUAUUUUGACAUAAUGUCGAGCUGGAGGACUGCUUACUCCGACUCCUGUAACCC
This is a messenger RNA of Pelodiscus sinensis (Chinese soft-shelled turtle), 2586 nucleotides long. RefSeq names its product protein phosphatase, Mg2+/Mn2+ dependent 1K (gene PPM1K). Gene Ontology annotation, molecular function: protein serine/threonine phosphatase activity; cation binding. The record is from RefSeq and is a predicted model, not a curated record. Gene Ontology annotation, biological process: protein dephosphorylation. Lineage: Eukaryota; Metazoa; Chordata; Testudines; Trionychidae.